AUGGCGGUUAUGGAUCUUGUGGGCAAAGAUGGGAGUGUUGGGCAAGAGGAGGCUGCCAGGGCAUCUGAGCUGUUCACCCGAGAAAAGCCUUUUACCAUCAGCAACCUGACCAUCACGAUUGCUCUCAGUGUCUCUAUUCCUAUCGUGGUAAUUCUUGUAGUUCUGGCUUUUCUCUAUCGUCGGAAUCUGAAGAGGCAGAGGCUUGAGGAUGCGAAGGACUCUCACCGUGACCUCGAUUUUGGUCUUGGCGACACCCCAAUGGUAGAUGGCAAGAAGAAGUCUCGCAAGAGCUUCCUUAUGGGAGGAGACAAGAACAAUCAUCGAACCAACCAACUUUCCAUGGAUAUGAACCUCUCUUCGCCAUAUCUGCUGCCACCGCAGGUUCAGGCUUCGCACGAUUCCCUGGCUAGGGACUACAGCAAGGAAUACGACCCCUACCAGAUUGUGAAUAGCGAGGUUGGAUCCAUCAAGUCAUUCGGAAAAGAGAGUCAUCAUAGGUCUGGUCCCAUUAGGCAGGGUUCGUUCCCCAAGUCGAGCCUUUCGUCCCACGAAAAGUCAAAUCCUUUUGCAUCCCCCGUUGCUCCCGAGCCUGUUCACCGGAGCUCUACCCCCAAUGACCCAACCGGACCAAUCCAUCCCAUCAAGCCCCAGGUUGCUGAGAGAGGAGAUGUGAACGGAAUUGAGCCAUACCAAACACCAAAUAUCCAAGAGCCACCAGCAGCUGUUUCCAAAAACCCCAUGGACCGAAUUGCCAGCCCCCCUAUCGACGACAAAUUCGAUUUUGGACUUCCCCCAUCAGACAACCACAAUGGCGCUACUAAGUCUCCUACCAACUCUGGUGGUCUUGGAAUUGAUCUCAACCUCCCACAACCCUUGUCGCCUAUCGAUGAUUUGAUGUUCACCACAGCAAAUUCAAGUCCGCAACCAGAUGUUGGCAGCCCAAAGCCCGCCCAGACCCAGGCCCAACCAACAACUGCCACACCCGGAGCACGAGAAUCCCAAGGGAGCUUUUACGAUGAUCAACCUCAGAUUCAGACAGCCGACUAUUACGAGGACUACAGUGACUACGGUCGAGGCCGCCCAACUUCAAGGCAGUCUCUGGAGCAUCACGUGCAGCCUCAACCGCGACAGCAGCCUGGAGGUUUGGGUGUCCCUCAACAAGAAUCUAAGCGACUGUCGGUUGGCUUCCGUCCUCUUCCUCCUGAUGAUGCUCUGGACUCUGAGGACCCCGAGUACCGUGCUAAUCGUAUCCGAUCCUUCUACAAGGAGUACUUUGACGACUCAAAGGAAACGGCUCCUCCUGUUCCGGGUGUUCCGGCUCAGCACUCUGGCCCGAGCACUCAAUACUACGAGGACUAUGAUGGACGCUAUCUUGGUGAAACGGCCUUUUUCGAUCCCGAUACAAACGCAUUCGUCAUGCCGUAUGCCCAGCCAGUUCACCGUCGUGCCAUGACACCACCGCCUGCCGGACGUAGAGGACCCCCGGGCCCUGGCCCUCGCGGCGCACCUCGGUCGGCAUCUCGAGGACCUCGACCUCAUGGCCCACACGGGUCUCUUGGUGGAAUGAGCCUUCCUGGUGGACCACGAUCUCAAUCAGCAUGGGGCCCCAGACCUGGAUCUUCUGCCUCACGACAGGGGAAGAACCUGCCACCACCUACCGCUCUGAAGACCCUUCCUACCCCAUCCAAACUCACUGAUGACUCUUUUGCCCUGAUGACCGCCACUGACUUCGCCCCUCCUGAUGCUUUCGGUGAGAGGGCUCGUGGAAGAUCACAGAGCCCUCUGGGUGAAAGACGCCCUUACCAGCCCAAGGUUCCUGCCGCCUCUCCCCUUGUCAACGCCUAUGACGAGCUUAAUGCCCUCCCUAGCCCGCACCUCCUCCGCAAGUCGUCCACCUUCACUGGCCUUGAUUUCUUGCCACCCAAGAAAUUUAAGGAUGGGGAUUCGAUGAGUGAUGCGGGAAGCAUUCGAAGCAACCGGAGUGGUCUCUCUGCGCAAGCAGCGCAUGCCAUCCGUUCCGGAGCUGGUCGUAUCAGUCGACUACCGGGUGACCAGGUCUUUACACAGCAAGCACUCGCCUCUGAGCUGAAACCCCAGUGGGGAAUGCGUCAGUAA
This is a messenger RNA of Clonostachys solani, 2115 nucleotides long. The record is from the annotation of a GenBank genome assembly. NCBI's taxonomy places the organism in Eukaryota, Fungi, Ascomycota, Sordariomycetes, Hypocreales, Bionectriaceae.